Messenger RNA from Mugil cephalus (flathead mullet), 1492 nucleotides. RefSeq names its product coiled-coil-helix-coiled-coil-helix domain containing 6a (gene chchd6a). The record is from RefSeq and is a predicted model, not a curated record. Lineage: Eukaryota; Metazoa; Chordata; Actinopteri; Mugiliformes; Mugilidae. The transcript is spliced from 9 exons. Bases 137 to 913 code for a protein of 258 amino acids. Gene Ontology annotation, cellular component: mitochondrion; MICOS complex.
UUUAGAAGAAUCUGGCAACCCGUGCCCCAUCUGUCAGACACAUUCUGUCAUUGGGCAGGACACAAAGAUUAUUUCAUGUUAAGUAGAUUAUUCUGCGUCCCGCCAUUAGUAAAGCUGCUAUUUAACGCCAGAAGGUAUGGGGUCUGGAGAGAGCACGACCAGAAAGGUGUCUUUCGGUGUUGACGAUGAGGACAGAGUCAGGAUUCUCCGUGGAGUCAAGCUGUCAGAAGAUGUUCUUCAGAGAAUGAGAGGAGUAGCCAACAUUGCUCCGGAACGCAAAUCUUCAUCAACCUCAAGCCCUCAGACAGACACAGGUGUCUCUCACAGUUCCAGUUCAGGCUCUCAACCUGAACAGAGCCCACAGCCCCAGCCUCAAUCCCACACGCAGUCCAGCAAACCAGCCUCCUACACGAAAGAUGAACAUAACAGGUCUGAACAACAGCAGACAAUACUAAAGGACAAACUGGCCAAGGUGGCACAAAGAGAGAGGGAGGAAGCAAGGCAGGAGAUAACUAAAGCCAUGAUCCGGGAAAGACAACGUGCACGGCAAGACGCUGAGAAAACCAAACAACUGUCUACAGAUGAGAUAGAAGUGAUGGUUCAGCGGCUCCAGAAGAAAGACUCGCAGCUGAAGGUGCUGGAUGCGUUCUACAAGGAGCAGCUGGAACAACUGGAGAAGAGGAAUUUGGAACAAUAUGAGCAGAGCAAAGAAAAAUUCCACCAAGCUGCCAACGUGAUGGAAACAAAUGUCGGGGCUCGCAACACUGAAGCAGUGUGUCCUGACCUGCAGGCUCAGAUUUUAUCCUGUUACAAGGAAAACAGAGACCAAACAUUAAGGUGUUCAGACCUGGCCAAAGAAUACAUGAAGUGUAUCAACGAUGCAAAGAAGAAUUUGCUGGUCAACCAUGGAUGAAGAGUGGGAGGAAAAGGGUAAAACUUUUAGACAAAGGCUUUUACAUAGGCACUAAGAGUGGCACUGCAUUCUUGUUUUGAUUUAUGACAGAGCUAAUUUUGCUGUUAGCAUGCCUUGUUUUAAAAAACAUACUUUUUAUCACGCUAUUUAUUUGCCAUUAAAAUAAUGCUGCACUGCUACAUGCUAAAGGUGCUAGAGUGAUUGUGUGCAUUAGGUUCAUGGUCUAUGUUGUGCUCAGCAUAUAGUAUUUCUAACAUUUGCAAAGUAAAGAUGAAUUCAGGGUUACUCCCCCAUCAGCUGAAUGUGAAAUUCAGUUUACGUCCAAGCUGCUGCUGCUGCUGCUGCUGCUUUCGAAGGGAUGAAAAGGAAGAAAGACGUUUCAGAAGCGAGCUGAAUCGGGUGCUUUGGGAUUGUCCUUGUUUUGAUCACUGACUGAAAAGAGAACUGACUCAGAGUUUCGUGGUUUUGUAUUUUCUGUUGAACAACACAGGAGAAUACUCAGUUUGUCCUGGCCAUGACUUAAAUUCAUCAAACCUGUGAUGUAUUACAUGGUUUUAUUAAACUGUUCAUAUCCUGUGA